CUAAUUUAAAAAACUUAACAACAGCCAGGGGAACAUUUAAGACAAGACGGAUGAAUUUUGGUGCCAUUUUUUGGUGGAGCGGCGUCCUGCACGUGCAGCCGUUUAAGCGGCGUCCGGGCCUGCGAAGACCUGAGAGAGCAGGCCGCGGAGAGAACUGGAACCCAGCAUGGGAGAUGAAGAUUGGGAAGCAGAAAUAAUCAAACCUCAUGUGUCUUCCUACGUUCCUGUAUUUGAGAAGGAUAGAUAUUUUUCUGGAGCAAAUGGAGACACAUUUAACAGGACUCCAACUUCAUCAUCAGAAAUGGAUGAUGGACCUCGAAGAGAUCAUUUCAUGAGAAGUGGAUUUGCGCCUGGGAGGAGUUUGGGAAACAGAGAUGCUGGCGAGUCUAAUAAAAGAGAGAUUACAUCCACAAUGGGUGGUUUUGGAGUUGGAAAGGAUUUUGGAAAUAGAGGUUUUUCAAAUAACAAAUUUGAAGAAGGUGAUCGCUUUGGUUUCUGGAGAGAGGCUUAUAAUGACUGUGAAGAUAAUCAAACACGGAACAGAGGGUUUUCUAAGAGAGGAGGUUAUCAAGAUGGAAAUGAUUCAGAAGCUUCAGGGUCAUCCAGAAGAGGUGGAAGAGGCCGUGGAGGAUUUGGUCUAGGAAGUCCAAAUAAUGAAUGUGAACAAGAUGAGGGGACACAGCGCAUUGGUGGCCCUUUUGGAUCCAAAAGACCAACUUUAAGUGGCUCAGGUAAUGGUGACAUUUAUCAGAGCAGAGGUGGCAGUGGAAGUAGACGAGGUGGUUACAAAGGUUUAAAUGAAGAAGUAAUAACAAGCUCUGGAAAGAAUUCUUGGAAGUCAGAAGCUGAAGGAGGAGAAAGUGGUGACACUCAAGGACCAAAAGUGACUUACAUACCACCUCCUCCACCUGAGGAUGAAGACUCCAUCUUUGCACAUUAUCAGACAGGCAUAAAUUUUGACAAAUACGAUACUAUUCUUGUAGAAGUAUCUGGACAUGAUGCACCACCAGCAAUUUUGACUUUUGAAGAAGCUAAUCUCUGUCAGACACUGAAUAAAAACAUUGCAAAAGCUGGUUAUACUAAGCUUACUCCUGUGCAAAAGUAUAGUAUUCCUAUUAUACUAGCAGGACGCGAUUUGAUGGCUUGUGCUCAAACAGGAUCUGGAAAAACUGCAGCUUUUCUCUUGCCAAUUUUGGCUCAUAUGAUGCGUGAUGGAAUAACUGCUAGUCGUUUUAAAGAACUGCAGGAACCAGAGUGUAUUAUUGUAGCACCAACUCGAGAACUGAUCAAUCAGAUCUAUUUGGAAGCCAGAAAAUUUUCUUUUGGGACUUGUGUAAGAGCUGUUGUUAUAUAUGGGGGAACCCAAUUGGGACAUUCCAUUCGACAAAUAGUACAAGGCUGUAAUGUAUUGUGUGCUACUCCUGGGAGACUGAUGGAUAUCAUAGGUAAAGAAAAGAUUGGUCUCAGACAAGUCAAAUAUUUAAUUUUGGAUGAAGCUGAUCGCAUGCUGGAUAUGGGUUUUGGACCCGAAAUGAAGAAGCUAAUUUCCUGCCCAGGAAUGCCAUCAAAGGAACAGCGACAAACCCUUAUGUUUAGUGCAACUUUUCCAGAAGAAAUUCAAAGGUUGGCUGGGGAGUUUUUAAAGUCGAAUUACUUGUUUGUCGCUGUUGGACAAGUGGGUGGCGCAUGUAGAGACGUGCAGCAGACCACUCUCCAAGUUGGCCAGUACUCAAAACGAGAAAAGCUUGUCGAAAUUCUACGAAACAUAGGUGAUGAAAGAACUAUGGUCUUUGUUGAAACUAAGAAAAAAGCAGAUUUUAUUGCCACUUUUCUUUGUCAAGAAAAAAUAUCAACAACAAGUAUUCAUGGUGAUCGGGAACAGAGAGAGAGAGAGCAAGCUCUUGGAGAUUUUCGCUGUGGAAAGUGCCCAGUUCUUGUGGCUACUUCAGUAGCUGCCAGAGGACUGGAUAUUGAAAAUGUUCAACAUGUUAUCAAUUUUGACCUUCCUUCCACCAUUGAUGAAUAUGUUCAUCGAAUUGGGCGUACUGGUCGUUGUGGGAAUACUGGCAGAGCUAUUUCCUUUUUUGAUCCUGAAUCAGAUAGCCAUUUAGCACAGUCUCUAGUGAAAGUACUGUCGGAUGCUCAACAGGAUGUUCCUGCAUGGUUGGAAGAAAUUGCCUUUAGUACAUUUGUUCCUGGUUUCGGUGGUAGUACAAGAGGAAAUGUGUUUGCCUCAGUUGAUACUAGAAAGAAUUACCCGGGCAAGAGCACAUUGAACACAGCAGGGUUUUCUUCUUCACAAACUCCCAAUCCAGUAGAUGAUGAAUCAUGGGAUUAAAGCUAAAACAACCUGCAAGUUU
Rhinolophus ferrumequinum (greater horseshoe bat) is the source of this 2360-nucleotide messenger RNA. RefSeq names its product DEAD-box helicase 4 (gene DDX4). Lineage: Eukaryota; Metazoa; Chordata; Mammalia; Chiroptera; Rhinolophidae. The coding region runs from base 167 to 2338 and encodes 723 amino acids. The record is from RefSeq and is a predicted model, not a curated record. Gene Ontology annotation, biological process: cell differentiation; gamete generation. Gene Ontology annotation, cellular component: nucleus; P granule. The transcript has 23 exons. Gene Ontology annotation, molecular function: RNA binding; RNA helicase activity; ATP binding.